This is a messenger RNA of Anastrepha ludens (Mexican fruit fly), 487 nucleotides long. RefSeq lists its product as uncharacterized. NCBI's taxonomy places the organism in Eukaryota, Metazoa, Arthropoda, Insecta, Diptera, Tephritidae. The record is from RefSeq and is a predicted model, not a curated record. Bases 65 to 337 code for a protein of 90 amino acids. The transcript is spliced from 4 exons.
GAAUUAUUUUUCCAGCAGUUUUCUUAUUGAGCUAGCAAGUGAUCGAGCAUAGCAGUAUAUAAAAAUGUUGGUACAGCACAUUUUGAAGCAAGGCCUUUUGGUUAAAAAUGUUGGUGCUCUGUCACGCGCAGCCUACCAUGGUGGUCACCAUCAACAAAGCACUUUAAACGAUUUGCCCGUACCUGAGGGUGAUUGGAAAGAAAACCACUCGCGCCAGAACACAAAAUACAAUGCUUGGCUGAUCACUGGCGUUCUUUUCUUAGCGGGCACCAUCGGCUUCGCAAAGUCAUCCGGAGUUAUUGAAUUGAACAGCAAGGUACCACAGUCGCUGGACUAAAAUGUUAUUAUAUAGCCUUAUUUUAGGUAUGUACCCUAUUAUGGGUGUACAUAAUAAGUCUGGAUCUAAUCGACCGAAACAUCGUCUACGGUUAAAGAAAAGUUGUAACAUUUUAUGCGUAAACAAUAAAAAUUUGUGAAAUCUGUGAAA